AAGAACAAGAACGGUAGAGGAUGCCUUGGUAUUUGGUUGCGGCUUUGCUCACUCUCCUCGCCAGUUACCAGGGAAUUUUGACAACGCUGUCACAAAGUCAUGGAAAAUACAGAUAUGAUUAUGCUACUGUUCCAUUUCUUGCAGAAGUAUUUAAGGUGAAAGGUUGUGGAGAGGCAUCUUGUGAUUCCCUUUUCUCAGCACCUAUACAGGGUUACAUGCUCGGGCUCCUGUCUGCUUGUCUUUCCGCUUUAGCUGGUGUUUAUACAGAAUACCUGAUGAAGAAGAACAAUGACAGCCUAUACUGGCAGAAUGUGCAGUUAUAUAUGUUUGGCACAAUUUUUAACAUGGCAUGGCUUAAGCUGGAUGAUUUUAGAGCUGGAUUUGAAUAUGGACCCUGGUGGCAACGUCUCCUUGAUGGAUACACUGUUACAACAUGGCUGGUUGUGUUAAAUCUUGGUUCUUCGGGCUUACUAGUUUCGUGGUUGAUGAAAUAUGCAGAUAAUAUUGUGAAGAUGUACUUUGCUCUUGCUCAAACGCUUGUAGACUUGCCAGCAACAACAAAUUUGGCCUUGGACACCCUAAAGGAAAUUGCUGCUGAGCGAAGAGGGGAAUCAUGAUUCUGUUGAUAGAUAAGCUCAAAUAACUGGAAUCUGUUUGGUCAAGUGUGAUGCGUAUCUCAGAUAAAUUAUUUCAAAGGUGAAAAAGAGAAAAACUGUAAAAUCUUUUGGUUUGGAGAACGAGAUUGCUUGAAGAUGAGUAGAGCAAAUCAUUGGACAGGAAACUCCAGUUCCGCAGCGCGAAGCGCUUACAUAUCCAGAACCAUGCUGCAUAACCAAUGAUUCGAGCCAUAUAGCGUCUGGUGUAGCAAGCACACAGCUGGGAUAAAGGGUCUAUUUGUCAAGCAGUUGUUUCGGAAUCAUAAAUCAACGUGUUUAGAGGUUUUGUUCCAAAUUGGUUUUAUUACCGUCCAAAUGUAUUUCUUGGUAGAUGUUAAAGUCAUUCUUACUUGCUCUGAGGUUCCGAAGGGUAGGUUCACACGACUGAAUUAGCACCUGAUUUGCCUUCACAUUCUACCAGCUUGCAAUAUCCUGGAUCAGCAAUCAACACAGAAACAUAUCAGGUUUGAGUUUUCUAUUAAUUGAUGCAUUAAAAGCCAGAUUCAUAAUGUUCAUCGAGAAUGCCUUUUUUCAGUUUCUUGAUAACAGUAGAUAUGCUCACUUGUGCCGAUGGGCAACAUAAUAAUCGUGCGACUUGAAGUGCUUGGGUGAUUGAUCCUAGUAGUUUGCAUCUAUGAUAGUGUCCUAGGGUGUUGCAGUUCUUCGAGGAAAUGCCAUCUAACGACAGGGGGAGACCAAUGCCUCAGCUUCGUGUAACCGAUCA
This is a messenger RNA of Musa acuminata AAA Group (dessert banana), 1380 nucleotides long. Its product is annotated as CMP-sialic acid transporter 1-like. The record is from RefSeq and is a predicted model, not a curated record. Gene Ontology annotation, molecular function: sialic acid transmembrane transporter activity; pyrimidine nucleotide-sugar transmembrane transporter activity. The transcript is spliced from 5 exons. Lineage: Eukaryota; Viridiplantae; Streptophyta; Magnoliopsida; Zingiberales; Musaceae. Gene Ontology annotation, cellular component: Golgi membrane. Bases 21 to 617 code for a protein of 198 amino acids. Gene Ontology annotation, biological process: pyrimidine nucleotide-sugar transmembrane transport.